UCCGUCCCGUUUGAAAGCGCCCGGCGGAGCCGCGGCCGCCGCCUCUUUCCCGCCCUCCGGGCCGACAUGGCCGCCUUCGCCAUGGAGCUGCCGCCCGCAGGAGCUGAACCAAUGACUCUUGGCUCCCCGACAUCUCCAAAACAAGGAACUAGUGCUCAAUUUCUCCCUGGGUUUUUGAUGGGUGACUUACCUGCACCAGUGACUCCGCAGCCACGUGCUUUAUACGGCCCUUCAGUCGGUGUCAUGGAAACAAGGUCUCCACUACUUGCAGGAGGGUCUCCACCACAACCAGUAGUCCCUUCACAUAAGGACAAAGGUGGUGCUCCACCAGUUAGAAGCAUAUAUGAUGAGUUAUCUAGUCCUGGGCUUGGAUCAACACCUCUGUCCUCAAGAAGAACAGCCAGCUUUACUUUAACACAAAGCCCAUCAGUUGGAAUUCUGCCAUCAACUCCGGGAGCAGCUUCAAGCAUGUUCAGUCCUGCAAGUAUUGGGCAGCCUAAGAAGACUACUCUAUCUCCUGCUCAGCUGGAUCCUUUUUAUACUCAAGGUGAUUCCCUUACUUCAGAAGAUCAACUUGAUGACACAUGGGUAACUGUAUUUGGAUUUCCUCAAGCAUCAGCUUCCUAUAUUCUACUACAGUUUGCUCAGUAUGGAAACAUAUUAAAGCAUGUGAUGUCCAACACAGGAAACUGGAUGCAUAUUCGAUAUCAGUCCAAGCUUCAAGCCCGGAAAGCCUUAAGCAAAGAUGGAAGAAUUUUUGGUGAAUCUAUCAUGAUUGGUGUCAAGCCUUGUAUAGAUAAAAGUGUGAUGGAAAACUUUGAAAGAAGCUCUACGUCCUCAAUGUCUUCGAUUUUCACUCCACCUACAAAAUCUGCCAGCACACCAACACAACCUGCAAAUAAUACUGCAAGGAUUUCUACCAUGAGACCUCUUGCAACAGCAUAUAAGGCUUCCACUAGUGACUAUCAGGUGGUUUCUGACAGACAAACUCCAAGGAAAGAUGAAAGUAUUGUAUCUAAAGCAAUGGAAUAUGUUUUUGGCUGGUAAUAUACAAGAGGAAGUAACACACUAAGCUGGACAGGGUUUGAACUAUGCUACUGGCAUUUGUAGUUAGUUGUAUAACUACUGGUGGCAGUAUUUUAUCUUACACAGCACCUGUUAUGCCUUCAGUUUAUUCAGAAGACGUGUAGCCUGCACUUUAAAUGAUGGCGGUGUACACAUGGUUUUACAGACUAAGUGUAAAUAAAAGUGCUUUAUCCCUG
Molecule: messenger RNA, 1262 nt
Organism: Pyrgilauda ruficollis (rufous-necked snowfinch)
Lineage: Eukaryota; Metazoa; Chordata; Aves; Passeriformes; Passeridae
Gene: NUP35
Product: nucleoporin 35
Exons: 9
Coding region: 67-1047 (326 amino acids)
Biological process (GO): NLS-bearing protein import into nucleus; nuclear pore organization; regulation of DNA-templated transcription
Cellular component (GO): nuclear pore nuclear basket; nuclear pore central transport channel; nuclear membrane
Molecular function (GO): structural constituent of nuclear pore; single-stranded DNA binding; phospholipid binding
Source: RefSeq, a predicted model, not a curated record